AUGGUGAAUGGAUGGAUGGAAGGAGAGAGACCAGACUCUCACUUUGACAGCGAAAAGAGUCCUUCAUUGGAACCAGACCCAGAGACGCCCAAACCAGCGAAACAACAUCACUGCUCUCGGUGUGGAAAGAGUUUUACCCAUUUAGGGUAUCUGAAAUCACAUGAGCGGAGGCACCCAGGAGAAAAGCCUUUCCACUGCUCCCAGUGUGGAAAGAGAUUCUCCAUGUCAAGUAACCUGAAAAAACACGAGAGAACACACUCAGUAGAGAUGCCUUUCCACUGUUCCCAGUGUGGAAAGAGCUUUACACAGUUAGGGCAACUGGAAAAACAUAAAAGACUACACACUGGAGAGAAGCCCUAUCUCUGCUCCCACUGUGGUAAGAGUUUUACCCAAUCAGGUACCUUGAAAUCACAUGAGAGAACACACUCUGUAGAGAAGCCUUUCCAAUGCUCUCAGUGUGGAAAGGCGUUUGCCCAAUCAGGUACUCUGAAAUCACAUGAGAGAACACACACUGUAGAAAAGCCUUUCCAAUGCGCUCAGUGUGGAAAGGGUUUUACCCAGAUGGGGAGCCUGAAAAAGCACGACAGAACACACACAGGGGAGAAGCCUUUCCAAUGCUCUCAGUGUGGAAAGGUUUUACCCAGAUAG
Molecule: messenger RNA, 648 nt
Organism: Oncorhynchus gorbuscha (pink salmon)
Lineage: Eukaryota; Metazoa; Chordata; Actinopteri; Salmoniformes; Salmonidae
Product: zinc finger protein 670-like
Exons: 2
Coding region: 1-648 (215 amino acids)
Biological process (GO): regulation of transcription by RNA polymerase II
Molecular function (GO): RNA polymerase II cis-regulatory region sequence-specific DNA binding; DNA-binding transcription factor activity
Source: RefSeq, a predicted model, not a curated record